Messenger RNA from Rosa chinensis, 978 nucleotides. Its product is annotated as peptide methionine sulfoxide reductase. The record is from RefSeq and is a predicted model, not a curated record. Bases 1 to 678 code for a protein of 225 amino acids. Lineage: Eukaryota; Viridiplantae; Streptophyta; Magnoliopsida; Rosales; Rosaceae. The transcript is spliced from 3 exons. Gene Ontology annotation, molecular function: peptide-methionine (S)-S-oxide reductase activity.
AUGGGUGAAAACAAACCAUCACAGCUUUGGCGGGCAGAUUCAAUCUCCGAGACCAAUCACAUUUCUGCAUAUAAAGCCCGAAACACUCUUGCCGAAGUCAAACUCAGAAUGGCUUCCACUACCAACCCAGCUCUCGACCCCGAUUCGGACACUCCGGAUAACCCGGGUCACGAGUUUGCUCAAUUCGGGUCGGGUUGCUUCUGGGGAGCCGAGCUCAGGUUUCAGCGGGUCGUCGGCGUGGUCAAGACCGAGGUUGGGUACUCCCAGGGCCACAUCCACGACCCGAAUUACAAGCUGGUCUGCUCCGGAACCACUAACCACUCCGAGGUGGUUCGGGUCCAGUUCGACCCGCAAGUCUGCCCAUAUUCGGACCUGCUUUCCGUCUUUUGGUCUCGUCAUGAUCCAACUACCCUCAAUCGCCAGGGUGGAGAUGUGGGAACUCAAUAUCGAUCUGGAAUAUACUACUACAACGAAACGCAGGCUCGUCUAGCCGAGGAAUCGAAGGAAGCAAAGCAAAAGGAGUUUAAGGACAAGAGGGUGGUGACAGAGAUUCUUCCAGCAAAGAGGUUUUACAGGGCAGAGGAAUACCAUCAGCAAUAUCUGGAAAAAGGAGGAGGUAAUGGCAACAAACAAUCUGCUCAAAAGGGUUGCAAUGAUCCUAUUCGAUGCUAUGGUUGAGAAGCUAAUGCAUCGUGCAUGAUUAAAACUCUUUGCUGGUUUACUUACUAUUUGAAAAAAACCUAUGUCAGUUCAAUUAUGCUAAAGGCACCAAAGUGACCAAACUGUUUACUUGAAUUAUAUUGGCAAUAUUGUACUUGUUACAAAUAAACGAGGUUGAAACUCGACUGGAUAUGGACGAAUGAAACAUUGUCAUCAUAAUUGGGAUCCAGAAUCUGUUAUUUGUUUUAGUGUAUGCAGUGCUCAUAUCAUAUAUGCAAAUGAUGCAACGUGUUUUUAUAUAUCAAAAAGUUCUUGUCA